Molecule: messenger RNA, 1011 nt
Organism: Nicotiana attenuata
Lineage: Eukaryota; Viridiplantae; Streptophyta; Magnoliopsida; Solanales; Solanaceae
Exons: 3
Coding region: 1-1011 (336 amino acids)
Source: RefSeq, a predicted model, not a curated record
AUGAAUCUUGAUUCAGCUUGUGGGGGUAGUUGCAUGGCCAAACCGUACAGUGCAGCUAAUGAUCAUAAUUGGCAAGGUGAGGGUGAUUCGCAAAAGGCAAUUAAGCCGAAAUCAGCUGGAGUACUUGAGCUCAACGACUUGACUGCCAUGAGAGCCGAUAUUGCAAAGUUGGCUAAUCAGAUGACAAGGAUGACAAUGCAGCAACCACAACCAAUGCAACAUGUACAACAAAUGGCUAUUUGCUGCGAAUUAUGUGGUGACAAUCAUAUGAGCGACAUGUGCCCUACAAAUCCUGAAUCCAUAUACUAUGUGGGGCAGCAGAACAGAGGUCCACCGAAUCAGCAUGCACAAUAUGGGAAUUCUUACAAUCCAAAUUGGAGGAAUCAUCCCAACUUCUCAUCGGGUGGAAAUCAGCAGAAUCAGAAUAACUAUAGACCCCAAGGGAAUUUCAAUCCACCUCAGAAGCCACCCCAACAAAUGGAAGAGAGUACAAAUGAUUUGCUAAAGAAGUUGUUGAUUGACAAUCAGCAGCUCAGAACCGAUUUCAGAAAUCUUGAAAGGCAGAUUGGGCAGUUGGCAACGAAUCAGAUCACCAGACCUGCAAGCGCUCUCCCCAGUGAUACAGAUAAGAAUCCUCAAGUGAAUGCAGUUACACUCAGAAACGGGAGAGAGCUGGAGGAAGUGCCAAAGAAAAGAAAAGACAAAGCCACACCAGAGGGGGAGUUGAUACCGAAGGAAACUCAUGAAUCAAAGAAUACUAAUGCAAUUCCAGAGCAAGUGGAGGAUACAAGGCCACCACCAUCUUUCCCCCAGAGAUUGCAGAAAAAGAAUUAUGAUCGUAUGUUCAGCAAAUUUCUCUCCAUGUUGAGCCAGGAUAUAGUGGCUCACAAGAGAAGAUUGAAUGAAUUUGAGACAGUGGCACUUACUGAGGAGUGCACCUCAAGGGUCCAGAACAAGCUUCCUCAAAAGCAUAAGGAUCCUGACAGUUUCACCAUUCCGCUUGCUGAAUGA